Messenger RNA from Nanorana parkeri, 1467 nucleotides. It is a transcript of the gene VPS26B, whose product is annotated as VPS26, retromer complex component B. The transcript has 6 exons. Gene Ontology annotation, cellular component: endosome; retromer complex. Gene Ontology annotation, biological process: intracellular protein transport; retrograde transport, endosome to Golgi. The coding region runs from base 141 to 1151 and encodes 336 amino acids. Lineage: Eukaryota; Metazoa; Chordata; Amphibia; Anura; Dicroglossidae. The record is from RefSeq and is a predicted model, not a curated record.
GCACCAUGCCGCUCCGUUAGCCUUUGCAGGGUCGGCGCAUGUGCAGUGUAAGAAGCAGGCAGCAGCGGAGAGCAGGGGGGCUCCGGGGGGAAAUCGGUGCAGAGCUGUCAGUCUCCUGAUCGCCGGUACCGGACUCCGCCAUGAGCUUCUUCGGCUUUGGCCCGUCCGCGGAGCUUGACAUCACCCUGAGUGACGCGGAGAGCCGCCGGCGGGUGGAGCACAAGACGGAGGACGGCAAGAAGGAGAAAUAUUUUCUCUUCUACGAUGGUGAGACCGUGUCCGGCCGGGUCACCGUCAACCUGAGGAGCCCAGGCAAGAGGCUGGAGCACCAGGGGCUGAAGAUCGAAUUCAUCGGCCAGAUUGAGCUGUACUAUGACCGAGGGAACCACCACGAGUUUGUGUCCUUGGUAAAAGAUUUAGCUCGACCCGGAGAACUCACCCAGUCCCAGAGCUUCGACUUUGAGUUUACCCACGUGGAGAAGCCGUACGAAUCGUACACGGGUCAGAACGUGAAGCUGAGGUAUUUCUUGCGUGCCACCCUCAGCCGUCGCUUGAAUGACAUCGGGAAGGAAAUGGACCUCGUGGUCCACACGUUAAGUACCUACCCGGAGCUCAAUUCCUCCAUCAAGAUGGAAGUGGGCAUUGAGGAUUGCCUGCACAUUGAAUUUGAAUACAACAAGUCCAAAUAUCACCUCAAAGAUGUCAUCGUUGGCAAAAUCUACUUCCUGCUGGUGCGGAUCAAGAUUAAGCACAUGGAGAUCGACAUCAUUAAAAGAGAGACAACGGGCACCGGGCCCAAUGUUUACCACGAGAAUGACACCAUCGCCAAGUACGAGAUCAUGGACGGAGCACCCGUGAGAGGGGAAUCCAUACCCAUCCGGCUGUUCCUUGCUGGCUAUGAGCUGACGCCAACUAUGAGGGAUAUCAACAAGAAGUUUAGUGUGCGCUAUUACCUCAAUCUAGUGCUCAUAGAUGAGGAAGAGAGACGUUACUUCAAACAGCAGGAGGUGGUGUUAUGGCGUAAAGGGGACGUCGUGAGAAAGAGCAUGUCUCACCAGGCCGCCAUUGCCUCUCAACGAUUCGAGGGAACCCACCCCGACAACCGACCACAACACAGUGGAGCUGCCGCAGGGGAUAUGGAAAAAGAGUGACGGCCUGCCGGCAGCAGAACAGGUCUCAAUGACUAAAAUACUCAGACUGGACCUCUCCGACACCCACCUAUUACCACCUGUGCUCACACAGACACUCGGUGGGUCAGCCUCGCAGAUGGGCAUGGCCAGCUUCACUCACCGGGCCCGGCCGGACACUCCUCCAGCUGCUACUUGACGUUCAGCGACACGGGUGGGGGAGACGUGCACGACCAGCCCCUUUUAACCUUUUGCGUUGACACUUUUUAUGCUCAUUGCCUUGUAAUAGUUACCGGCUGCCCUGCCACUGAUGCCCAGACCAUUCUCUGACACCUAGAGG